GGCGCCUUAGCAACCGAGCAGCGUUCGCGCUUAGCAACCGGUUUAUAGGAAACAUUUCACAGGACGAACCUCGAUGUGGGAGCUGGAAAUGCAUUUUUAACCAAACAACAAGCGACGUAUUUAGAUUUCCCUCCAAAUAUAUGCUUUAUUUAGACGGAUAAACGUGACCCUGCUGUCAGACAGUGAAUUUGUAGAAGUAAUGAUGAACUGUCAACUGACGUGUGUGAAGGAAUGUGCCUAAAGUAGCUUAGCUUAGCUUAGCAUAGCUAUGUGGCUAGGUGUAGUUUGUGAUAAAGUUUGUCUUUUUGUGAAUAACGUGUUUUAAGAAAAUCAUGUCUCAAAGAGAAAACGUGGGACAGAAUGAUGAAGACAUUACGAGAGAGUUGUGUGCGUGUAACGGCUUGUCCUACGAGAAGAUAUGUGAGGAUGCGACUGGUGUAGAAGCUCUUGAGAUGUUCUUCUCGGGUUUUCCCCGUAUGGUGGAACUCUGUCUGUUCCCACGGCUGCUCACGCUCACCAUAGUGGGACAGAGCGUCCACGUGAUCCAGGGCCUGGACGACUGCCCGCUGCUCCGGGAGCUCUGGGUGGCAGAGUGUCAGCUCACUGAGAUCUCAGGUCUGCAAAAGUGUGUGCAGCUGCAGAAACUUUACCUCUAUGAUAAUAAGAUCAGUGAGAUGAGUGAACUGGAGUCUCUGAUAAACCUGCGUGUCCUCUGGCUCAAUAACAACCUCAUCUCUAAGAUCAAGGGCUUGAGCACACUGGAGAACCUGACAGAACUCAACCUAGCUGAUAAUCUCAUUACCUCUAUAGGAAAAACUCUAGAGCAAAACAAGAAUCUCCAAAUUCUCAAUCUGUCAGGGAAUAUGAUCAGCUCUUUUAAGGAGUUGACCCAGCUGGCAUGUCUGCCUGAACUGAGAGAACUUGCGCUGAACGACCCACAGUCGAGUCCCAACCCUGUGUGUACGUUGUGUAAUUACUUCACACACUUGUUGUACCACAUCCCAACGUUACACACACUUGACUCGUACGACGUGUCUGCAAAAAACAUCAAGGAUGCUGCCGAGUUGACAGUGAUGAAAAAGAGGAUGUACUAUCACAUGCGUGUGCGCUGUGUUCAGAGACAGCUUGAUCAGACAAAACACACACUGCUGCAACAGAAAAGGAAACUGCAGCAGCUGCCUGAGGACAGAAUACACACACUCAGCUACGCACUCAAACAUUGUGAGUGUGAGUUCAGGUCUGCAGGCAGGAAGUUGGCAACUUUGCGAGAGGAAGUGACAUUGGAGCAGUCACGGGAAUACAUGACCUCUGACCUUUCUGAAUAUGAGCGCGGCCUGAAGAACAAACUGGAGGCAAUCAGAGAACGGAUAAAGAUAUGGGAACAGAGAUUAGAGGAGGUGGAGAAACGUUUCCAGCAGGACGUUGCCAUGGCAUCAGACAGGAAGGACAUGUCAGUGCACUUCUUGGUGAUGGAACUGGAGACAGUGGGAAACAUUCGUUUUGAGGAAGGAAACACCAGCCAUGUCUGGUUUAAGCCGUGUUACGACCUGCUGCUCUCACGGUUCUGUGCUUCGGACUACAAAGCGUACAACAUCACCGGCAUCAAAAUCAACAGAAUCGUGCGCGUGUAUAACCGCGUUCUGCGUCUGCUCUUUGAGGACAAGCUGCGAGCUCUGCUGGCGAACAACAGCUCCUCACCUUACUUACAAAAUUACAGACGUUGCCUGGAGUAUCUGUUUUAUGUGUUCGACAUUGAGCGAAGCACAAAAAAACAGCGUACCCACGAGAUCCUGAACAUCCUGGAGAACGGGUUUAAAUCCUCUGGCAGUAACGAGGUCAUGAGGAGAGACUGUGCUGUGCCUCUAUCCAACAGUCUUAGCACAUGUGAGGAGCCACAUAUGAGAUUUGUUCAGAGAAAAGCCAGCGGACGUGGAAGCAGAAGCUCAGAGAACCUUCUGCUCGUCACACAGGGUCAGCUGAUUGUCUCUAAAGCAUUCCUGGGUCACAGCGUUCCACUUAGAGACGGAGUGUCAGUGGACGCAGAGUUUUAUCCCAGAGCUCACUCAGUGUACCGCAGAGCAAGCGCUAAGCAACACACCACCAUGCAGAACAACACAGGUGAAGCGUGUUCCUCUGAGCUGCAGGGAUGCUGUGACUGCAGUCAGAGACAAACGCUGUGGUACAUUUUUGACCACGAGCUCGUUCUGCCGGAGUAUCUCAUCGAAUUUGAAUACGUCACACAGGAGAGAUCCCUGACCUCCUGCUCAUCUACCCCAGGCCCUCCCAAUACCCCUGUUGCUCCAGAGGGUGAUAAGCAGGCUUUGGAUAAGCAGGCUUUGGAUAAGCAGGCUUUGGAUAAGCAGGCUUUGGAUAAGCAGGCUUUGGAUGAGCAGGCUUUGGAUGAGCAGGUUUUAACUCUUGAGCCGAUCCCAAAGCCACACAUCAAACUGCAGUGUCUGGAUGAGAGAAGCGUGCUGACUGCAGCCCGAGCAAACGUCCUCAGCCAGAUCACUGUGCUGAAUCUUCACGGGAACAAUCUGAGCCGACUGCAGGAGAUUUCUCACCUCAAAGCCCUGCGUCAGCUGACCAUCAGCUUUAACACACUCACACACCUGGACGACAUUUCACACCUGCCUAAUCUGGAGCGUGUAGAUGCCAGUUUUAACCAGAUCGUGACUCUGGAAGGUGUUCGAGGACUUCCCUGUCUCAGAGAGCUGGACCUGCGCUGGAACCAGCUGAGCCGAGUCCGAGAGGAGACGAGUGUCCUGCACAAACACACACCGUCCCUGCAGUGCCUCCAUAUCAGACACAACCCGUGGAGUCAGGGUGAAUCUGUGAAGAUGGUGGUAUUGGGCUGGUUAAAAACUCUCACUCACUUGGAUGGAGUGUUAGUGACGGAGGAGGACGUGGCAGCUGCAACACACAUGAGCUCCACCAACAAGAUCAACUUGAUGUUGCUGCUCUCUCACUCCCGCACUAAUGCCACUCGUCCGCAAUGCUUGAGUCUUCUCCCUGCAGCCCAGCUCCUCACACACCUCAUUCCAUCACCAUGGAAACACACCACUGACCUCGAACCUGGAUGGAGUGCCAAGAUCACAGCGGUGAAUUUGGAUGGUCAGCGUCUGUCCCGCAUCAGCAGUUUGGAGCAGUUGGUGAAUUUGCGCUGGGCUUCGUUUAAUAACAACCAACUCACCAACAUUGAGGGGCUGCAACACUGCACCCUACUGGAGGAGCUGUCACUGAAUCACAACUAUAUCUGUACACUAGAUGGCUUGUCUAAGCUCCAGCGUCUGAUGCGACUCAGCGUUAACAGUAACCAGCUGCGGUGUUUGGAUGCCUCCGUGUUGAAACACCUGACGGAUCUUCACUUCCUGUCUGCCGAGGACAACUGCAUUUCUUCUUUGCAGGGGGUUCCGAAGUUACACUUCCUGUUUGAGCUGUACGUCGGCAACAACAACAUCCGCACCUCGCGAGACAUCUAUCACCUGAAGCCGCUGAGUAACCUGAUCAUCUUGGAUUUGUACGGCAACCCAUUAACGAGGGCGCUGGACAAUUAUCGAGCUUAUGUCAUCUUUCACCUGCCAUCUCUGAAAGCACUGGAUGGGACUCCUGUGGAGCUGUCAGAGUGUGAGAAUGCGAAGGACAUGUUUGGAGGAAGGCUGAUGGUGGACAUGUUGGGUGAGAAACUUGGUCAGUAUAACUACAGAGAGAUGGAGAAGCUGGAGCUCCCUGGCUGCUCCGUCAGGAUGGUGGAUCUGGCUCCUGCUGAUCUCUUUGUGAAUUUACGCAGCGUGAAUCUGGAGCGGAACAACCUCACGUCCUUCAGCGGUCUCGUCAACCUGCCCAACGUCAAGGUGUUGUAUCUGAACUACAACCACAUUAAGUCGAUUCUGCCACGUCAGAAAGCACACACUCACCUUAGCAACAAACAGCAGCUCUAUCAGAAGGUUCACUCCAGUGGCUACGGACAACAGAGCAACAAGAACGGCAGUAGGGAGGGUGUGUGUGUGGAGAGUCUGGAGCCUCUCAUGUGCAGCUUGGAGGUUCUCCAUCUCGGUUAUAAUGGCAUCUCAAACCUGAGUGAUGUGCAACUGAGUCGCCUCAGCAGCCUUAGAGCUCUGUUCCUGCAGGGUAACGAGAUAGUGCACGUGGAGGGUUUGGAUGGUCUGUGUCUCCUGCGUGAGUUAGUGUUGGAUCAGAACCGAGUGAAGACGCUUUGUGAGAAAUGGUUCAGCUCACACACACGCCUGAUUGAGCUGAGCCUGAAUGACAACCGCCUGCGCAGCCUCACACACCUGCCGCUCACACACCUGCAGCGCCUGCACCUCAACAACAACAAGCUGAAGGAUAUCAAUGAAUUGGAAAAACUGGAGAUUCUUACAUCACUUAUAGAACUGUCUGUGGUGGGCAAUCCGGUGGCACGGCGCUCCCUCCACAGGCCGUCUGUGGUUCUGAAUCUCCCACAACUUCAGGUACUGGAUGGAAUCACAAUCACAAUGCAGGAACGAACACGAGCAGAGUUACUUUACACUGAGGACACACCUUACUCUGUGGACACGCCGUUUCCUUUCGUAGUGUGUCGUGCUCCACCUGUCCGAAACUUAGCCCUAGGGGUUGGUGUGCACCACCUGUUUGGUCACGAGAGCUUUAUCAGCAUUCCUGCUGAGGACACACACUAUAAACGCACAGAAAAGAGGCAGAGAGCGGGAGUGACACAAGCAUUCAGCGCUCAGAGUAAUACACUCAGGGGAGCACUGAGUCUCACAGGAAUGCUGCACCAUGGCCACCGAGCAUAUAACACACACACGGAGUCUGAGAGCAGGUAUCCCAGUGGGACUAAGCGUCCUCCUCCUUACACUGAUGUGUGAGCUCCUCCUCUGUGUGUGUGUGUGUGUAUAUUGUAUGAAGGAUUGUGUUUAAACAACACAGAACUACUGCAGCAAAAGUGACAGCAGAACUUAAUAUCCACCUUGGAUGGAAAACACGGUGUCAUGAUCAUAAACCCCGAAGAGCUGUGAAGAUUUAGGAGGCCGUAUCUUCCCUUUCUGAUGUCCAUUAUUGGUCGUGUUACUGCCAGUAUGGAUGCAUCCUACGGUCCAAAUGUUGUUUCCAAACAAUGAUGGCAUUUUAUGAUAACGUGACCAUAAGCACAGCCACAAACAGUUCAGUGUUGGUUUGAGGAGCCGUGCUGAAUCUCACCUGAGCCUGAUUUCAAUUAUUCAUUCAUUCACUCAAUCAUCUUCUACCGCUUAUCCGAACUUCUCGGGUCACGGGGAGCCUGUGCCUAUCUCAGGCGUCAUCGGGCAUCGAGGCAGGAUACACCCUGGACGGAGUGCCAACCCAUCACAGGGCACACACACACUCUCAUUCACACACACACUCACACACUAC
This is a messenger RNA of Tachysurus fulvidraco (yellow catfish), 5391 nucleotides long. RefSeq names its product leucine rich repeat containing 9 (gene lrrc9). Gene Ontology annotation, molecular function: protein binding. Bases 333 to 4868 code for a protein of 1511 amino acids. The record is from RefSeq and is a predicted model, not a curated record. Lineage: Eukaryota; Metazoa; Chordata; Actinopteri; Siluriformes; Bagridae. The transcript is spliced from 31 exons.